Messenger RNA from Camelus dromedarius (Arabian camel), 574 nucleotides. Its product is annotated as ADP-ribosylation factor-like protein 5A. NCBI's taxonomy places the organism in Eukaryota, Metazoa, Chordata, Mammalia, Artiodactyla, Camelidae. Gene Ontology annotation, biological process: protein localization to Golgi membrane; vesicle-mediated transport; intracellular protein transport. Gene Ontology annotation, cellular component: trans-Golgi network; cytoplasm. Bases 38 to 574 code for a protein of 178 amino acids. The record is from RefSeq and is a predicted model, not a curated record. Gene Ontology annotation, molecular function: GTPase activity; GTP binding. The transcript has a single exon.
UGGCCUGGGUGGCCGGAGGGGGUUCUGCUGCCCGAGAAUGGGAAUUCUCUUCACCAGGAUAUGGAAACUGCUCAAUCACCAGAAGCACAAAGUUAUAAUUGUUGGGCUGGAUAACGCAGGAGAAACUACCGUCCUCUACCAGUUUUCUAUGCAUGAAGUUGUACAUACACCCCCUACAAUAGGAAGUGACAUAGAAGAGACAGUGAUUAAUAAAGCACGUUUUCUUAUGUGGGAUGUUGUUGGCCAAGAAUCUCUUCGUUCUUCCUGCAAUACUUACUACACUAACACAGGGUUUGUCAUAGUUGUGGGCAGGACAGACAGAGAAGGGAUUUCUGUAACUAGAGAAGAACUCUACAAAAUGUUAGCCCACGAGGACCUAAGGAAAGCUGGACUGCUGAUUUUUGCUAAUAAACAAGAUGUUAAAGAAUGCAAGACUGUAGCAGAAAUCUCCCAGUUUUUGAAACUAACGUCUAUCAAAGAUCACCAGGGGCACAUCCAUGCAGGCUGUGCUCUUGCUGGCAAGGGAUUUUGCCAAGGACUUGAAUGGAUGAUGUCACGCCUUAAGAUUAGAUGA